GAUGGGGAACCCGGAGCUCUGGACCGCAGCGCCGGGAGGACGCAGCGGUGCAGCUGGACCUCUGGAAUGCGAUGCGCACAUACACCUCAGCUAGCCUCAAAAUCUUGCGUCGCUCUCAGCAUCUUGGAGUCACAAGACAGAUAAUCCCGGGCUGCGAGUAUCUCAGAACUCUGGUCCCUGGAGCACAACGGCAAUUCUCCUGCUGAACUCUGAACCUUUGGGAUCUAGGGGAGGAAAUCGGUAUCUAUUUGGUACCGCCUAGGCAGCCUUAGGAGCUGUCCAGUGCUGAUCACGGAUGCGGCUGUGCCCCUGUGGUGUUCGGAGGGACAGAGCCUGCCGCGCCCCGCAGAGCCCCGGGCCGAGCUGCUGGGAGCUCUGACGCAGAGCCCUGGGAGAGCUGGGAGCAGUUGGCUCUGAGAUGGACAUGGAUCUGCAGAGACCCGACUCCUACCAGGGCGGAGCUGGCCCUCACUUCAGCGAGCAUGUCCUACAUAAGACCAUCCUGGUCGGUGACAGUGGCGUUGGGAAGACAUCUCUACUGGUUCAGUUCGACCAGGGCAAGUUCAUCCCUGGCUCCUUCUCAGCCACUGUGGGCAUCGGAUUCACAAACAAGGUGGUGACAGUGGAUGGUGCCAGGGUGAAGCUUCAGAUCUGGGACACUGCAGGACAGGAGCGCUUCCGCAGUGUGACCCACGCUUAUUACCGAGAUGCUCAGGCCUUGCUCCUGCUGUAUGACAUCACCAACAAAUCUUCUUUUGACAACAUCAGGGCCUGGCUCACAGAGAUUCAUGAGUAUGCCCAGAGAGAUGUGGUGAUCAUGUUGCUAGGCAACAAGGCGGAUGUAAGCAGUGAAAGAGUGAUCCGCUCUGAGGAUGGAGAGACACUGGCCAGGGAGUAUGGUGUUCCCUUCAUGGAGACCAGUGCCAAGACCGGCAUGAAUGUGGAGCUGGCCUUCCUGGCAAUUGCCAAGGAGCUGAAGUAUCGCGCAGGCCGGCAGCCUGAUGAGCCCAGCUUCCAGAUCCGUGACUAUGUGGAGUCCCAGAAGAAGCGCUCCAGCUGCUGCUCCUUUGUGUGACUCCCAAAGGGCUAAGAGGAGGCCCAGAGACCCUUGGGAAUGCAGUCAUUCUAACUGCCCAGCCAACCAGGAGAGAGCUGGGAGUUCAGUAGGCAGCCCUGGCCAGGGAGGCAGCUGCCACCCUCUUUUCUCAAGCUUCCCUGUGUCAUGGGAAGGGUAAAAUAAUCAUACUUUAUCUUAAUAUAUAUAAACUAACACCAAAAAAGGCGCCAGUGUGCCAUCCCUAAAAAAAACCACAAUAGGUAGGGACUUGGUGGUCCUUCUGCCUUCUGGGACUGGCUUCUAAAAGCCUGGACCUCCCUCCUAGCAGGGGUGUUACUGCACCAGCAUGGCACCAGGGAACACCAGAGCACUGCUAGGGUGUGGGAGCUGUUUGUGACCCUGUUACCAUUCUCACUGGGAAGGCUUAGGAGACCCCAGCCUUCUCUUCUUCCAUCUCCCCGGGGGACAGCCAUUCCCAUCAGGAAGGGCCUUAGUGCUGGGAACUAGCCCAAAGCCUCAGGAUAAAAGAUAAAAGUGGAUAUUGGGGUGUGUGUGUAAGAAGCAGUUACUUGGGAGGGGUCUGCUCAACUACCUCUGGGCUUCCUCACCCUCCUUUUGGAAGUGUGCCCCUUUUUCUCUAGCAUACAAGCACAGUGGGGCACCUGAAAAUAUUACUUUCUAGUCUCUGGACCUCACAUCCCAGGGAAUGCCCCACCAUCCCAUGGAAUCUCUCCCAUCAGCCUUCUGCCUGGGUUCCUACAGGUCAGAGCUAAGAAAAAAAGAUUUCCUUCCUUCCCAAUCCUGUGACAAGGUGUAUAGCACCACAGCUAUUUAAGGCAGAGGUAAGAGCCAGACAAAGAACUCACUGGCUCCUAGAGUGGGCGGGAAGCAGAACUGAACAACCCCAUAGUCCAAUUUUUCCCAGUAAGCCCCAGCUCUCUGUCUCCUCCCUGCUCUUUCCUUUAACUUCAGACUAAUACUAGGGCCAAAACAGUUUUAUCUCCUCCUCUUCUACUAAAUCAGGUGAAAGGGUAGGAUGUUGUCCAUUUCUGGGUGAGCCGAUGUAAUAGGUGCAAAACAAGGUAGUUUGGUCAAGCUUUGGGUAUGGAGAAGGGCAGCAAGGAGGUCUUAUAGGCCCGAGGCCAUGUGUCUCCCAAAGCCCUGGCCUCACCUUUAGAAGGAUGCUGGAGGUAUGCAGAUCCAUGACCCAUAGGCACCUUUUACUGCAGCUCUGUAGGCUGGGCAGAGACUGGUGCGCCAAGAAAGUAUGCAUUGCACAUUUCUGAGGUUAACUGCAUUUGCUUUCAAGGCAGAAAGCUUGGUCUACUGAGCAGAGUCAGCACUCUAAACUCGGGGUGAUAAGGAAGCUCUCUGUGACCUCUCACAGGCAGAUCGAGGAGGAGCCUGGGCUUGCCUGUUCUCUUCUGGGGCUCUGAGCAGGUUGCAGGAGCUCCAGUCCCAUAGCUCUGGGUCUCCGGCAUUUGUGUUUUUCAGAAUUAAAUUGCAGUAUUUUGGAAAGUA
This is a messenger RNA of Peromyscus leucopus (white-footed mouse), 2578 nucleotides long. RefSeq names its product RAB37, member RAS oncogene family (gene Rab37). Lineage: Eukaryota; Metazoa; Chordata; Mammalia; Rodentia; Cricetidae. The coding region runs from base 419 to 1075 and encodes 218 amino acids. Gene Ontology annotation, cellular component: endosome; Golgi apparatus. Gene Ontology annotation, molecular function: GTP binding; GTPase activity. The record is from RefSeq and is a predicted model, not a curated record. The transcript has 9 exons.